Molecule: messenger RNA, 3649 nt
Organism: Oncorhynchus keta (chum salmon)
Lineage: Eukaryota; Metazoa; Chordata; Actinopteri; Salmoniformes; Salmonidae
Product: bifunctional UDP-N-acetylglucosamine 2-epimerase/N-acetylmannosamine kinase-like
Exons: 13
Coding region: 289-2496 (735 amino acids)
Biological process (GO): UDP-N-acetylglucosamine metabolic process
Molecular function (GO): hydrolase activity, hydrolyzing O-glycosyl compounds; UDP-N-acetylglucosamine 2-epimerase activity; N-acylmannosamine kinase activity
Source: RefSeq, a predicted model, not a curated record
AUACAGGAAUGUCCACAUGCAGGAACAACCCUAAAUUGCAGGCUGCAGUUGCACACUAAUUGUACUGGCUCGGUGAGAGGUUUGCGCUGCUCGAAUAUAAAAUGAAGUAUAUAUUUUUUAAGAUGUAUAUUUCGCGCACAAUAUGUGCCAAUAACGUUAUAUUAGUUUGAGUAUAAGUACCCGGGACUAUUUCACGUUCACGCAAGCCUACAUCUGAAAGAGACAUGAUGAGAGACCUUGCAUGAAAUUAGAGGAUCUGCUUGAAUAAAGGAACUGUACUUUCUGAGAAUGCAGAGGACAAGAGAGAAGACUGACAAGAUGGAGGAGAACAAAGCCAUGAGGAAGCUGCGGGUGUGCGUGGCAACGUGUAACCGGGCAGACUACUCCAAGCUGGCACCCAUCAUGUUUGGCAUCAAGGCCAACCCGGAUGAGUUUGAGCUGGAGGUGGUGGUGCUGGGUUCCCAUCUCAUUGACGAUUAUGGCAACACGUUCCGGAUGAUCGAGCAGGAUAACUUUGACAUCGGCUCCAAGCUGCACACCAUCGUGCGUGGGGAGGACGAGGCCGCCAUGGUGGAGUCAGUGGGUCUGGCGCUGGUCAAGCUGCCAGAUGUCCUCCACCGUCUCCGUCCCGACGUUCUGGUUGUCCACGGCGACCGCUUCGACGCCCUCGCCCUGGCAACUGCUGCCGCUCUGAUGAACAUUCGCAUCCUGCACCUGGAGGGAGGAGAGGUGAGUGGCACCAUCGACGACUCGAUCCGUCACGCCAUCUCCAAGCUGGCCCACUACCACGCCUGCUGCACCCGCACCGCCGAACAGCACCUCAUCGCCAUGUGUGAGGACCACACUCGCAUCCUGUUGGCGGGCUGCCCCUCCUACGACAAGCUGCUGGCCGCCCAUCACCGCGACGACUACAUGGACAUCAUCAGGAACUGGCUCGGAGACAAUGUGAAGGAGCACGACUACAUCGUGGCCCUGCAGCACCCGGUCACCACUGACAUCAAGAACUCCAUCAAGAUCUACGAGCUGAUGUUGGACGCCCUCAUCUCCUUCAACAAGCGAACGCUCGUCCUCUUCCCCAACAUAGACGCAGGAAGUAAGGAGAUGGUGCGUGUGAUGAGGAAGAAGGGCGUGGAGCAGCACCCUAACUUCCGGGCGGUGAAGCACGUGCCCUUCGAGCAGUUCAUCCAGCUGGUGUGUCACGCUGGGGCCAUGAUCGGCAACAGCAGCUGUGGCGUCAGAGAGGCCGGGGCAUUCGGGACCCCCGUCAUCAACCUGGGGUCCAGGCAGACUGGGAGAGAGACUGGUGAAAACGUCCUCCAUGUCCGAGACGCAGACACUCAGAAUAAGAUCUACCAUGCCCUGGAGCUGCAGUUCGGGAAGAGAUACCCCUGCUCAAAGAUCUACGGCGACGGGAAUGCGGUGCCUCGCAUCAUGAAGUUCCUGCAGGCCAUCGACCUUGAUGAGCCGCUGCAAAAGACCUUCUGCUUCCCCCCCAUCAGGGAGUGGGACAUCUCCCAGGACAUCGACCACAUCCUGGAGACUCAGAGCGCCCUAGCCAUCGACCUGGGGGGGACCAACCUCCGCGUGGCCAUCGUCAGCAUGAGGGGUAAGAUAGUGAAGAAGUACUCUCAUGCGAACCCCAAAACCUACGAGGCUAGGAUCGAGCUGAUACUGAAGAUGUGUGCGGAGGCAGUCUUUGACGCUGUUCAUCUCAACUGCCGGAUUCUGGGAGUGGGUGUGUCGACUGGGGGCAGGGUGAACCCACAGGAGGGUGUGAUCCUCCACUCCACCAAGCUGAUCCAGGAGUGGAGCUCCAUCGACAUCCGCACCCCCAUCUCUGACGCCCUCCACCUGCCCGUCUGGGUCGACAACGACGGCAACUGUGCCGCCCUGGCAGAGAAGAAGUUUGGCCACGGCAAAGGAGUGGAGAACUUUGUCACCAUCAUCACUGGAACAGGCAUCGGCGGGGGCAUCAUCCAGCACAACGAGCUGAUCCACGGCAGUACGUUCUGCGCGGCCGAGCUGGGCCACAUCAUGGUGUCUCUGGACGGGCCGGAGUGUAUGUGCGGCAGCCGUGGCUGCAUCGAGGCCUACGCAUCAGGCAUGGCCCUGCAGAAAGAAGCCAAGAGGCUCCAUGACGAGGAACUGCUGGAGGUGGAGGGGAUGGUGGAUCUGAAGAAGGCCGAGUUCGUCAGCGCCAUCCACCUCAUCAACGCAGCCCGCCUGGGCAACAGCAAGGCUGGAGCCGUUCUCAGAACAGCCAGCAUGGCCCUCGGAGUGGGCAUCGUCAACAUCCUCCACGUGGUCAACCCCUCUCUGGUCAUCCUGUCAGGAGUGCUGGCCGCCCACUACCAGGCACCUGUCCAGCAGGUCAUAGGUCAAAGAGCCCUCACCUCCGCCCAGCGCAUCCAGGUCCUGACAUCUGACCUCGAAGAACCCGCCCUACUGGGGGCCGCUAGCAUGGUGCUGGACUACACAACCAGGCGCAUCUAUUAAGAACAUUACGGUAUUGGACAACACAACUGGCGCAUCCAUUAAGAACAUUACAGUAAUGGACUACACAACGGGUGCAUCUAUUAAGAACAUUACAGUAAUGGACUACACAACAGGCACAUCUAUUAAGAACAUUACAGUAAUGGACUACACAACGGGCGCAUCUAUUAAGAACCAUUGGUCAGUUGUCAAGCUCUAGUUUUCAUUUGUGGUCCCCAAAGGAGGAGGGACAUAUUUUGCAAUUCCCUGGUGUAGAAAGAUUUGCUAUUAGCAAAUAGAAAUGGAUAAGAUAAAGGUAGCAUCUACAGAUAGAUCUGCUCAAUGGGGCCUACAUCUAUGCUGCUGUCCCAAAUGGGACAAUCUGACAUGCACAUGCUCUUCCAGCUAUCGACUCCUUCGAUUGGACGAACCGUUGACGUUCAUUUAUUUCAGUUAGGAAAAUACCCAACUUGUCAUCGUCUAAGGUGUCAGUCUAAUUUUCAAUGUCAACAUAAUACAAUUUCUACAGGGGAUACAGUACUUAAAUGGUAGUACUAUAAACAACAGUGCUGAAAUAGUAGUACUAUUAACUACCUUACUGAAUUAGUAGUGUGUGUGGAUACAUAUAUAACAGCCUAUACAGUAAUAUGAGUACAGCCACAGUAUGAGUAAACGGUUGGGUGUGUCCAGACAAAAGAUGUGACCAAAUUCAUAUUCAUUUAUGCUUUACUGGCCAUAUUUUGACCCUCAUAAUUCCAUGUUUUUGUUACGUCUUAAUUCUAAACGUACAAUAUGUUAUUGUUGAAGCCACGCUAUGAAAGCAGCAUGUUGCUAUGACAUAUUUAACUAUGUAUUUGUCAUACCGAGCUGUAAGCACUUUGCGCCACUUUAUCUUAUUUUGGAAUCGGCAAACAUCACUGCUGGUUUGGAAAACCAAAUGCCCUAAGGAGAUGUUUUAGGUUCUGCCACGUUAAAUGUUUCAUUUCAAUCAAUCAAUCAAAUGAUUCAUUACCAUUCAAUCAUUUAAGUUGAGCAUGUGGAACUGGAACCAGUUCUCCAACCAGGUGACUUACCCAUGGACCACUCUCUAUAUAGGACCACUCUCUAUAGGACCACUCUCUAUAGGACCACUCUCUAUAGGACCACUCUCUAUAGGACCACUCUCUCUAUAGGACCA